AUGGCCGUUCCAGUGAUCGGAAGACUGUUUUGGUUCGAAUACCUUGCGCUUUUUGCGUCCUUGAUUCUAGUGCUGCUGGAAUGGGUGAUACAUUUUAUUACAUUCUGGCUGCCGGAGCCUAUAAUCGAGUUCUGUCACGAUCGUUCCAAGGCCUUAUUCAAUCUUCUGAUCCCGGGAGAGAGACUAUACAAGCGUGGUAAGGAGGAGCAGAUCGCUGCACGGGUUGCGCAGGCCUCCAACUUUGCAGACAUUUGUGCCAUUUUCGGCUAUGAGGCGGAGGAGCACAUCGUGCAGACGAAAGAUGGCUUUCUGAUAGGACUACACCGCCUGGCCUAUCGCAGAGGCGAGGAGGGUCGCCUCGUCAAUCGAGGAGAGGGAACCCUCGAGAAGAAGGUUGUCUAUCUCCACCACGGUCUUUUGAUGUGCAGCGAAGUCUGGGUGUGUUUGACAGAUGCUCAACGAUGUCUCCCUUUUCAGCUUGUGGAGAGAGGAUAUGAUGUCUGGCUUGGGAACAAUCGCGGCAACAAAUAUUCCAAGAAGUCUAUCCAUCACUCUCCCCUGUCCACCAAGUUCUGGGGCUUUUCGAUGGACGAGUUUGCGUUCUACGAUAUCCCUGACAGCAUUACCUACAUCCUCAAUGUGACAGGACAGGCUUCCUUGUCGUAUAUCGGGUUCUCGCAAGGAACAGCACAGGCGUUUGCGACUCUAUCGAUUCAUCCGUUGCUCAACCAGCAAAUAGACGUCUUUGUGGCCCUUGCACCUGCAAUGGCCCCUUCGGGACUGCGGAAUCGUAUCGUGGACUCGUUGAUGAAGGCUUCACCCAACUUUCUGUUUCUCCUCUUUGGUAGACGCAGCAUCCUCAGUUCCACCCCUAUGUGGCAGACAAUUCUCUACCCGCCAAUCUUUGUUCGCAUAAUCGACGCAUCGCUUUCAAUUCUUUUCGGUUGGGAGGGCAAGAACAUUAGCUGGUAUCAGAAACUGGCAAGUUACCUGCAUCUCUAUUCGUUCACUAGCACAAAGUCGGUGGUGCAUUGGUUUCAAAUCAUGCGGCAUAGGACCUUUCAAAUGUACGAUGAUGAAGUUCAUGCUCCGUUCAGCGUUGUGGCGAGUCAACGGUUUUACAAACCGGUCAAGUACCCCACCAGGAACAUCAAGACCCCGAUUGUUCUUCUUUACGGUGGAAGUGACAGUCUGAUCGAUAUCGGGGCGAUGUUGCGAGAGCUCCCACGGGGGACGGUGGCCAAGUCAAUUCCAAGUUAUGAGCAUUUGGAUUUCCUAUGGGCAAGAGACGUGGACCAACAGGUGUUUGGACACGUUUUUGAGGCUCUUGAGCGGUACGGCCCCGGAGAAUAUAGCGGGAGGAAAUGGCACAGAGCAGUCAAACAGACCAACGGCUUGAUAUAA
Molecule: messenger RNA, 1404 nt
Organism: Aspergillus fischeri NRRL 181
Lineage: Eukaryota; Fungi; Ascomycota; Eurotiomycetes; Eurotiales; Aspergillaceae
Product: sterol esterase
Exons: 2
Coding region: 1-1404 (467 amino acids)
Biological process (GO): lipid metabolic process
Source: RefSeq, a predicted model, not a curated record